Messenger RNA from Mytilinidion resinicola, 1095 nucleotides. RefSeq names its product NAD(P)-binding protein. Bases 1 to 1095 code for a protein of 364 amino acids. Gene Ontology annotation, molecular function: oxidoreductase activity, acting on the CH-OH group of donors, NAD or NADP as acceptor. Lineage: Eukaryota; Fungi; Ascomycota; Dothideomycetes; Mytilinidiales; Mytilinidiaceae. The transcript is spliced from 2 exons. The record is from RefSeq and is a predicted model, not a curated record.
AUGUCGACAACUCCACGAAUCUCCCCAGGCGGCCUCAUCCUAGUCACAGGGGCAAAUGGCUAUAUAGGAAGUCAUCUUAUCGAUCAUCUCCUCAAGAAAGGCUACCAAGUACGUGGCACAGUCCGAGACGCCACAGCGCAAGCAUGGAUGACCUCCCACUUCGGCGACAAAUUCAGCCUCGUCCAGGUGCCGGAUCUCUCUGCCCCAAACGCAUUAGAUGAAGCUGUGAAGGGUGUCAAUGGGAUUGCUCACGUAGCUUCCAACGUCCAAUUCAGCCCCGACGCCGAGAGCUUCGUCCCGCCGGUCGUCCAAGCAGCCAUAAACGUCCUGGAGGCUGCGGCCAAAGAACCCAGCGUCAAGAGCGUGGUAUACUGCUCUUCUCAAGCGGCGAUGCACCGGCUCAAUCUUAACACCCCAUACGAGCUCACCGCGGAUAGCUGGAAUGACACCGCUGUUGAAGCAGCCUACAAGAAAGACGGAGCUGCCGAUAUGGAGAGAAUGGCCGACGUUUAUUCUGCCUCAAAGGUUUUGGCGGAAAGGGGCUCGUGGGAGUGGGUCAAAAAGAACCAGCCGCAUUUUGUUUUCAAUUCCGUCAUCCCUAAUGUCAACUUCGGAGGCGUGGUGUCGCUCAAGCACCAAGGCUUCCGCUCGUCUGCCGGCUUAGUGAAGGCCCUUUGGGACGGGUACACGUUGGGGACAGAAGUGAUUCAGCCGCAGUGGUGCUCGUAUGUCGAGGAUACGGCUCUGCUGCAUAUAGCUGCUCUCAUCUUGCCCGACGUCAAGAACGAGCGCGUUUUCGCAAUGGCUCAGCGGUAUGAUUGGGUACAGAUCCUUGAUCUCUUGAAGAAGCUGUAUCCGGAUCACAAGUUCACAUUGGAAUCCCUUCCAGAUGUGGGCAAGGACAUGGGAAAGGUUCCUACGGAGCGAUCAGAGGAACUGCUUCGCAAGAUGGGCAAAUUUGGAUUCUCAUCUUUGGAAGAGGCUAUUAGGAAGUCGGUUGAGCCAAUUUUGGAGGCAGAGGCAGCCGCUGAGUAUCCGCUUACUGAGAUGGAUAGAUUGAUGAUUGCGAUGAAGCAGCAGACUCCGCAGGAGUAA